AUGGUCUAUACCGAACGUACCGACAAGUGCCUGAGCAGCACCAAGGACAACCAAUCCUCGAAGAGUCAGAGCCACUCAAAGUCGAACAGUGGCUCGGGAUCGGGAUCAGGAUCAGGAUCUUGGAGCAGUCAAGCCUCGAGCGCUGAAAAGUGGAAGUACAACAACAUGGUGAAAAACGAUCGCCAGCAGUUCAAUGGCAUGCAUUUCUCCUAAAUCGUUGAAAUAAUUCCUUUGGAAAUGCCACUUUACAAAAUAGGGAACGGGGGAGUAGAUUGUUGUUGUUCUUUCUAUUUGGGUUCGUUUUAGACUAGUUGUGUAAGACAUUUUAUAGACUU
Messenger RNA from Drosophila takahashii, 335 nucleotides. RefSeq lists its product as uncharacterized. NCBI's taxonomy places the organism in Eukaryota, Metazoa, Arthropoda, Insecta, Diptera, Drosophilidae. The record is from RefSeq and is a predicted model, not a curated record.